Molecule: messenger RNA, 2331 nt
Organism: Ectocarpus siliculosus
Lineage: Eukaryota; Phaeophyceae; Ectocarpales; Ectocarpaceae
Source: the annotation of a GenBank genome assembly
AUGCAGCAAGAGGCCGCGGCUGGCGAGGCCAGAUCUAGGACACGAGAAGCCUGCUGGCCAAAACAAGACGUGAAGGCCUUAAGGCAAGCACUGAAGGAUGUACCUGCCGCCCUGGACAAAAACGAGCGCUUCAGGAGGGUGUCGGCUUUGGUAGGAGGAAGUCACAGCAAGAAGGCGUGCUACGAGAAGUACAAAGAACUGAAAGCGGAAGCAAAGCUGAAACAGACCACGCCACGAACAUCGGUCUCAGGAGCGUCGCCUGGCGACUCUCGGGAUCGCCGUGCUGCCAACAAAAAAAAAGCGUGCGCCGGCAACGACGGCGAGAUAAUAUCCGUGUCACCAUCCAGUGCUGGACAGCAGCAGGUCGAAGUCACAAGUGUGAGCACGGCUGCCGGGUCCGUGACCUCUUCUACCGUCAGUGGGCUGUUCUCCGGGAGAAGCAGCGCUACCACUCUUUCCUCCUGGUCCUCCAAUUCGGCCGAUCUUUGUGCAAGGCAGGAGCAACAACGGCAGGAACACAUAAGAUCCAUGAAGUCGAAUGCCUUGUCGUCGGUGUCAUCGGGACUCCCGGAGAGCGACAUGCUAGAAACCCAAGGCAACUUUGAGGGUGACCGCAGAGGGUACUACCCUGAAAAGAGCAACAGCAGGGCUAGUAAUGACAGCAUCGACAGACCUACUAGCCUCGCUGGGGGAGGCCCACAAACGACCAAGCACGAAGAAGAGCUGAUGGAGGUUGAAGAAGUCGACGUGGAAGAUUUCUGCCUCGACGAGGAGCUAGUCGUGGAGCCACGACGCAGGGUGCGGACGACGACGACGACGACGACGCCACACACAAGGCGAGCAGAAGGCGGACGCCAAGAUUGGAACCCGGCCGCCGGAAACAGUGGCGCGGGCUUUCACCGCACAGGGCAGGGAGACAGCCAAGCAACGACACCCUCGUCCGCUGGAGGCGGCGGCGGUGGAGGCUCGGGUGGACUUCCGGGAAGGACAGCGGUCACGGAGGUACAGGCGAACGGCGUGCGGGAGCUGGUGUUCGGGAACCCUUCCAAGAGGUUCAACGACGCGUGGAGAGAGCAGGGGUUUUUCUUCUGCGGCGAGGAUUUUCUGCGGUACGGUUUGGUGCAGGCGGAGGGCGGGCCGUGCGGCGUCCUCGCGGCGGUUCAGGCAUUCGUUCUUGAGGACCUGAUCUUCGGCGAUUGUGCAGGGUGUGACUGGAGGAACCCCAAGAAGUCUCAGCGGGAGCGUUCACUAACGUCCGCUCUGAGCACCAUCAUCUGGAGCGCAGGCGACGGAAACACUGCUGUACUGGCUGUGUCAGAAGGGGGAGCUACUGUGCAGCGCUCGAGCCGCUACCGGCCGGACGGCUUCACGGAGAGGGUCAAGCUGAUCCACGUGGGCAGCAGAAGCGCCCUGGAGGGCGUGGUGCGCGACAACCUGCAUCACUACACAAAUAGAAAGGGCCAAGGUGUGAUCCUGCUGGUGUAUUCUUGCGUCUUCAGCAGGGGUGUAGACGCCGUCCGCGGGGACAUGGACAACAGCUUCGACGAACCUUCCCCUCUGAUGGCCAGCCAUGGUUAUGCCUCCCAGGAACUGGUAAACCUGUUGCUCGUGGGACGCGCGCGCUCCAACGUCUUCGACGGUUGCCGCGUCAUGGGUGGCGAGGGCGGGGGUGCAAAGGCAGGGGCAGGAGGGAAAGAAGGGUGCGAAGACGGGGAGAGGGGCCAAAAGCAAGGGCACCAGAAGGAGGAAGAUGAAGGAGGGGGCGAUGAUCGAGUCGUCCUGAGGGGGGUGUCAGAGAGGGGCAGAGUGGGUUUCCUCACUCUUUUUGAGGCCUACAAACAUGUGGAGGUUGGGGACCGUCUCAAGAACCCCGAGACACCGAUCUGGGUGGUGUGCAGCGAGAGCCACUACUCCGUCCUCUUCGGCGUCGACAGCUCUAUCGUGCCACCACCACAACCGACGACAGCAUCGCGGGAGGACUCUAGAAGACAGCUCGCGGGAGGCAGUGGCGGCGCCACCGCAAAAAGUGCCCCUGCUGCUGGUAGCAGCGGUCGAGGGAACGGCGGAUCGGCGGCGAGCGGCUAUGGGUCGGGUGGGCGCGAGACCGACGGAGCGGAGGCGUUUGAUCUGGAGUACUACGACGGCCUGGGGAGGCAGGACGAGACGAUACGCCUCACGGUGGACCAGCGGCACGACGGAGGAGAUGGCUCCCCUCCCCUAACAACCUACAACGAGGCAAACGAUGCCCUGAUCCCCCCGCUGGACUUGGUCAUCCGAACCAGAUGGCCCGAGGCAACCGUGGACUGGAAUGGGACGGAUCCCAUCCUCUGA